Papilio polytes (common Mormon) is the source of this 803-nucleotide messenger RNA. RefSeq names its product superoxide dismutase [Cu-Zn]-like. The transcript has a single exon. The coding region runs from base 136 to 738 and encodes 200 amino acids. The record is from RefSeq and is a predicted model, not a curated record. Gene Ontology annotation, molecular function: copper ion binding; superoxide dismutase activity. Gene Ontology annotation, biological process: removal of superoxide radicals. Lineage: Eukaryota; Metazoa; Arthropoda; Insecta; Lepidoptera; Papilionidae.
AUAAUGUUAGUUAUCAAUAAAACACAAAAAAACAUUUUUAAAUCCUAACGAUAACUCAUAUCUUAUCUUUAAACUUUUCAAUGUGCGCGGCCUCUCAUAAAUAAUUUCAUUGUAGUUAAACAUUACGUUGUUAAAAUGUACGCAAGAGUUUUCAGUUUCUUGGUGGUUAUUAGUUUAGCGGUACAAGUACGAAGUGAAACUAGAGUUGCAAUAGCUCACCUUAUAUCACAGAAUGUGACCGGCAGCAUAACAUUUACGGAGACGGCGAAUGGAAUUCGUGUUAGUGGUACUAUAACUGGUUUGGACGUUGGAAAGUACGGUUUCCAUGUACAUGAAUUGGGAGAUACGAGUACAUGUGACGCAGCCGGUGCCCACUUCGACCCAGACGACAACACGCACGGAGGUCGAGACCAUGCAGUACGACACGUUGGUGAUUUAGGAAACGUACAAUUUGUAGGUACCGAAAAUCCCGUGGCAAAUGUUGAUUUUGUAGACAAUGUGAUAUCACUACGAGGCCGGAAUAGUAUUAUCGGACGUACAUUGGUCCUCCACGAGCAGGAAGACGAUCUAGGUUUGGGAGGAAAUGAAGGUUCUCUUAACACCGGUAACGCUGGCCCGAGGAUCGGCUGUGGAGUUAUAGGUAUACGUUCCCCCUCCGGCCCUUGGAACUCGUCUGCAUCAGUUUUUCCUUCAUUAUUCCUCCUUACACUUACUGCCGCUUUUGUUAUCGGUAAAUAAUGUAGAUACCGUCUAUAUUUUUAAUGAUCUUUGAACUUGUAAUUUAAUUAAAUUAAAAAGUUAAA